Molecule: messenger RNA, 2606 nt
Organism: Betta splendens (Siamese fighting fish)
Lineage: Eukaryota; Metazoa; Chordata; Actinopteri; Anabantiformes; Osphronemidae
Gene: emc8
Product: ER membrane protein complex subunit 8
Exons: 5
Coding region: 350-964 (204 amino acids)
Cellular component (GO): EMC complex
Source: RefSeq, a predicted model, not a curated record
GAAUGGCGUUACGAUAGUGCCACACUUUACGGCACGACCGGUGCUGCAAAAACGACUGGGAAGGUGGAAGUAAGAUUAGCUUCUGUGGCUAAAUUUGAGACACCGAUUAAUUUAUCGUUCCCCUUAAAUACAGUGGCGAUUUUGUUGCUUGUAAAGUUUACAUGUACUCGCUUGAAGAUUUACCAACUGCGUGCCCAGUCAGUAAGCUGACAGCUGAGGUGGAUGCUACUUUUCCCCGGGCAUGAGAAGCAACGCCAGCUAGCAGGCAGCGGUCCCUCCUCAGCGUGUAGCCGCUCAGCAGCUUUAGCUGAGUCUGUCUUCUUUAGUGACUCUGACGGUUGCCUCGAAAAUGCCCAUUCAACUGACCAGCCAGGCGUACUGUAAAAUGAUUUUACACGCUGCCAAGUAUCCGCACUGCGCCGUGAAUGGGUUGCUGGUGGCGGAGAAACCCAAGGAGAAGAAGCGAGAGAGCCACACUGAGCCCGUGCUGUGCGUGGACUGUGUUCCCCUGUUCCACGGGACGCUGGCCCUGGCACCGAUGCUCGAAGUGGCUUUAACUCUGAUUGAUACUUGGUGUAAGGAAAAUAAGUAUAUCAUUGUUGGAUAUUAUCAAGCCAACGAACGCACUAAAGAUUCAAGACCCAACCAAGUUGCAGAAAAAGUGGCUGCCAGGAUUUUAGAGAACUUCAGUGAAGCAACAAUUGUUAUGGUGGACAACAGCAAAUUAUCUAUAAGCUGCUACGAGCCCAUCGUACUUCUCUAUGAUCAUCUUGAAAACAAGUGGAAGAACAGAGAAGUGACUUCGGACUGCUUUGAGGACUGGAGCGAAGCACAGAAGAUCACGUCUGCUUUGUUGGAGAGCAGGUCCUAUGAGAGCUUGAUUGACUUUGACAAUCAUUUGGAUGAUCUAAGGAACGACUGGACCAACCCUGUGAUCAACAAGUCCGUCCUGGACCUGUGCUAACCCGCCGAGUCAGGAGUGCAGGGGACAGACAGAUAUUGCUGCCAUCACAGCACGCAUGACGCUACGUAUCACGUAGCACAGGAGAACAUGAACACAUAUGCUGAAGGCUCCUGAAGAGAUGGGACCUUGCAGAGCCCUAACCUGGCCAAAAUUUCCUAAGGGCAAGCGUUACAUGUCCACUGUUGGCACGUGUCCACCUUUACAAGGUGAUUCUGAGGUGAAUGCAACUUAAAUAUGUCAGUCUCUGCUGUGGUUUUGUGUUUAUUCAUAGUUGUGUGCAUAAAUUAAAAUAAAGUCUAGACUAUUUUUCCCUCCUUAGAUUUUACAGACAGGAGCCAUACACGGAUUGAGUGAAACAAUUCUGAUCUAUAGGUGAUAAUUGCACUAAUGUGGUAUAAUAAUUAGUCCUUAUUUAAAAAAUUAACUGUUUAAGCUCUAAAUACAUGCAAAAGAUAUUUUAGACACGCUCAUAAAGACAGCUGUCAUAGAGAUGCAGGAUGUUUUGGUUUUCCUUCCAUUUGUCAGUCUGAUGCUAAGCAGAGUAGUUCAGUAGAUGCACAAGCAAUAUCAAAAGGACGACUUAUUCGAGAGGUUUGACCUGUUUUGGCUUCUUAUACUGGUUCAUUGGCUCCUAAACUAAUUGUUACUUUAGUUAUUUUUAAUUGACAAUACUUAAAUUACAGGAAUUUAUUUAGUUUUAUGUUUAAUUGGGUAACGUAAUGCCUAACUGACUGUUUAAAACCAUUUAAUAUGUGAACGUUUUAAGUGUAUGUGAGAAUGCUGAUCUAGCAUUUUGAUUUACCCUGCAAAUGAUCAGUAGUUAUUUAACUGGGUAGACAUAAUAUUUUUAGAGACAAUUAAUGAGUUGAAUGUACAAUGUAGACAACUUAAAAUCACUCAAGACUCGUGCUUUGGUAAAUGUUUUUGCUAGAUACCUUUCGCAGAGAGGUUAACUAAAGAGCUUGAAAAUAACCUCGUAUCAGUUCCAGAGCUGCAGCUUUUGUUUGAGUUUUAUUUUACUUUUGUAUGUUGAUUAAAAAAUGGAUUGUAUGUUUUAGGGUCAGUGGCAAAGCUCUUCCGAUAAAGAAUAUUAUAAUUAACAAUUUCUUACAUCAAUUUGCAUGACAGAGUUUGUAAUAAAAACCUUGCCUGUAUCUACCAUUUAAGUAGAUCUAAGGAAAAAAUAAGUUUUUUUCUUUAUUAACCCAAUAGAAAAUUACAUUGCUGCUUUAGUCAUGUCAAAUCAGUUAAACACACCUGUAACUUCAGGCGUUGAUGUAUCCCAGUCUAAAGCUGUAAUUUCCUGCUGCGCUCGUACCAGGAAGUGGUGAAUCACGCUGCAUGUUCUUAUGAUAACCAGGAAACGAUGCAGUGUUUUCAAGCAUUUUUUUAUGUUUGUCAAGCACCCUGGAACUCCCGUAUAUGUCGGAUAUCAUAUGCAACACCUCACAUAAUCUGCCAUAGACUUUGCGGUGACGAAUUUCAAAGGAUUUUCUGCAACCUGUAGAACCCAGAUGAAAGUUGGUUGAAGUUACAGUCAUCUUUAAUCAUAUCUAUUUGGGUCUGUGUGUGGCCUUCAGGAUUCAUCAUUCACAAAUAUUUGCACUGUCCCCUUGUAAGAAUAAACCUUUUAUUCAUGUAA